GGAUCGGUGACGUACUGCUGGGACGCAUGCCCCGUGCGCACUGCGCGUCCUGGCCUGUCAGUUGUAGCCAGAUGGAAACGUAGGCAAGUGAAUUUUGGUGAGGUCAUGUAUUUUUAAGCCGCACAACGGAAUAAACCAUCCUUUACCGGCGGCAUAAACAAUUAGUCCGGAACAUUUCGCCGCAGAUCACACCAAGGCGGGAUCGAUAGUAUCGUUUGAUGACAGAGAGGACAUUUUUGGAUGCACAGAGAGAAAUAAUAGAAGACCUCGCCAUGAACAAAAACAAGAAAGAAAGAGAGUUCUACAGCCUAGAUGUUGGGGACUCAACGUUUACAGUACUCAAGCGAUACCAGAACCUGAGACCCAUCGGCUCAGGAGCUCAGGGAAUCGUCUGCUCUGCCUAUGACCAAAACCUGGAACGAAAUGUUGCCAUCAAGAAGCUGAGUCGGCCGUUUCAAAAUCAAACCCAUGCCAAGAGGGCGUACAGAGAGCUAGUCCUAAUGAAAUAUGUCAAUCACAAAAAUAUCAUCCACCUAUUAAAUGUAUUUUCACCACAAAAAACAUUAGAAGAUUUCGCAGAUGUAUACUUGGUGAUGGAGCUGAUGGAUGCUAACCUGUGCCAGGUCAUUCAGAUGGAACUGGACCAUGAGAGGCUGUCCUAUCUGCUCUAUCAGACAUUGUGUGGCAUCAAACACCUGCAUGCCGCCGGAAUCAUUCACAGGGACCUGAAGCCUAGCAACAUAGUUGUCAAGUCAGAUUGUACACUGAAGAUUUUGGACUUUGGCUUGGCUCGGACAGCUGCCACGGGCCUCUUGAUGACACCGUAUGUGGUUACACGCUACUACAGAGCCCCAGAGGUUAUCCUGGGCAUGGGCUACCAAGCAAAUGUGGAUGUAUGGUCAGUGGGCUGCAUAGUGGCCGAGAUGAUCAAGGGGUGCGUGUUGUUCCCCGGCACUGAUCACAUCGACCAGUGGAACAAGGUAAUUGAGCAGCUGGGCACUCCAUCUCAGGAUUUUCUAAUGAAGCUGAACCAGUCAGUACGAACGUACGUAGAAAACAGGCCACGCUAUGCUGGGUACACCUUUGAGAAACUCUUCCCAGAUGUGCUCUUCCCUGCCGACUCUGAUCACAACAAACUCAAAGCGAGCCAAGCCAGAGAUCUUUUAUCCAAGAUGUUGGUGAUCGAUGCCUCCAAGCGCAUCUCCGUAGAUGAGGCCCUGCAGCACCCCUACAUUAACGUUUGGUACGACCCAGCCGAAGUGGAAGCGCCCAUUCCAAAGAUCCUAGAUAAGCAGCUGGAUGAGAGGGAGCAUACCGUGGAGGAGUGGAAAGUGCUAAUUUAUAAGGAAGUGAGUGAGUGGGAGGAGCAUAAAAGAAAUGGUGUGAUAAGAGGCCAGCCUCCUCCUCUAGGUGCAGCAGUGAUUGACAGCCCCCCUCAACCCACGUCAUCCUCCUCUUCGGCCAACGAUGUCUCGUCCAUGUCCACAGAGCCCACUGACCCUAGCAGUGACCCCACCAUCACCUCUGAAACAGACAGCAGUUUAGACAGCCACACCUCUCUGGGUGCGCUGGCCUGCUGCAGAUAACACACGCAUACAAUCCACAAACACACACACACACCUACACAAAAAAACCAACCUUUCCUCAUCAGUGUGUGUGAUGGGAGAGGGUUUAGGCCAAUGGAACUUCUCAUGUUAGUUUGUAGAGCUGAGCUUUUAAUGUACAGUUUGUUUUUAUUUCCCCUCCCCCUAUACUACUGUAAAUGACUGUGGUUUGAAAUUGUAUCAUUAUAACUGUAUUUUUGCUGCAAAGAAGAGAGUAUGUUUUGAUGUGAAUCUGUGAUGUAUGUGAUGGAAGAGAGGGAUUCGACUGUACUUUACUCAUUGCUGUUUUUUUUAGCUACUGCUACACAGUUGAAAACCACAUUGUUAGCACUGCAAUAUUAUGUUGAGUAUAUUUUUUGAAUUGUUCAUUUGGCAUUUUUGUAUUGUUUUGGGACAUGUGAAUGAAUCUACACCAAUUCUCUUUUUUAACAGUAGUCUAUAGUGCACUUCAUCUUGAAUCAAAACGCAGAUGAAUGAUUUUUUUAAAAUAUUUUCCCUCAUCUUUCUUGUAGAAAGCGUCCUUUGGUGUAUCCACCUUAUUUCUUAGUAUUACGUCACCUCUGAUUGUGUGCAUCUUGACAAGCAGUCAAAUGGUCUAUUUCCCUGACACUGAAUUUCUUUUUUACUAUAGCAUACUGUUAACUGACUGUAUUUUAACUUAUGUAGGUAGAUGUAACUUGUAGGUGAUGGUCUGUUGGAUGAGGAACAACAGGGUGAAUGUAAGUGAAUAUAAAUGUUGCUUAGUGAGGAGCCAGUGAUUACUGUUAGCACUGUAACAAUUUAAUAUAGUCCACUCCACUGGCUAGAAUGAGUUCUGUAUUUGGGACUGUCACCAGAAACUAAGUCUAAAUCACUUUCAGACAUUGGUCACAGCUGUCUGAUAUUUAACAUGUUUAAUUUAAGUGCCCUUACUCACUUCAAUAACUUUUCAGUCCUCUUUGUUGCAGAUGCUCCUCUCUUCUGUGGUGCGUCUUUCUGAGUUCUACCUCACAUGCACACAUGUUUUUUGAAGAUGCAUUAUGUAUAUCACGGCACACAUCAUUGGAAAGAACACAAGAUCCAUAUUUUUUCUUUAUUUGCGUUAUUUAUUUAUUUAUUUCAAGCUAGGAGGCGUCUAUUGUAUGUAAUGUACAUUUAAUUCAGAACUACUAUUUAUAUGCAUUUUUGUUUCAUUUUUUGUUUGUUUUUCUGUGCAAUAUACUUCAUAGAUUAAUAUAGUCAGUGAUUGAUCUGUACAUUUUACUGGAAAUGUAUGUAUGUUUUCUGAGGCUCAGGAAACUGCUACUUGCCAUGGUAACCUUUGGAUGUAUAUGAUGGCUGAAAUUCCCAACCUGUCCCUUUGCUCUUUUCAUAGUUGGGCACUCCAGGCAGUGACCCAUAGCAUCAGCUCCCAGAAUGCACUUUGGGGAUUGUGACGCAUGUCCUUACCCCUUUCUAGGCCACAUCUCAACUGACUGUUGUGACUUCCUGUUUUUGUCAUUUUCCUCUUCUCCAUUUCCUCAAAAAUAGAAAAAGAUAGAAUAGAAUACGCAUGAGUUUUCUCUGAGCAAAUCUGGCUUUAGUGCAGGUACAUUUAGAGGAAAGAUGGGAAUUCGGCACCACUGGGAUGAUGUUGCAGUCUUCUGAUGGGUUGGCCAAAUACUGACAGCAAAGAGCUAACCUGUUGUAGUGUGUUUAGAUCAGGCCAGUUAUGUAAAGUUAAGCCUUUUGAUCUGAAAUUGCCUCACUAACAGACCAAUUAUAUACAUCAGAAAUGGAAACUGUCUACCUUCAACUCCAACAAAUAAAAGAGUUGAAUUUU
Trematomus bernacchii (emerald rockcod) is the source of this 3405-nucleotide messenger RNA. It is a transcript of the gene mapk8a, whose product is annotated as mitogen-activated protein kinase 8a. Gene Ontology annotation, molecular function: ATP binding; JUN kinase activity. The record is from RefSeq and is a predicted model, not a curated record. Gene Ontology annotation, biological process: JNK cascade; protein phosphorylation. NCBI's taxonomy places the organism in Eukaryota, Metazoa, Chordata, Actinopteri, Perciformes, Nototheniidae. The coding region runs from base 219 to 1586 and encodes 455 amino acids. The transcript is spliced from 12 exons. Gene Ontology annotation, cellular component: cytoplasm; nucleus.